This is a messenger RNA of Danio rerio (zebrafish), 2178 nucleotides long. Lineage: Eukaryota; Metazoa; Chordata; Actinopteri; Cypriniformes; Danionidae. The record is from RefSeq and is a predicted model, not a curated record.
AUCGUGUGGCAGACCCGACUAAUCAAUCCGCGUUGUUGACUUGUUCGAUCUCGGAUUUCCUGGUCAGAUGAGAGCACGGGAAACACCUCAGCUAAACAUCACUCUGACUCUGUAACACAGCAGAAGUCAAUCAUUAGCAUAAACCAACUGAUCUAUCCUACUGAAGGACUACAUUCGAGUUCUCCGUGAGUUUUCCCCCCUGUCUCAGUCUUGAAGAUGUCUGCGUCCGCUGGCGGUGCUGGAUCACCGGGAUCGGGCCUCUCCGCCGGCCCGGCUGCGGCUACCGGCUCCGGUAUGUCCAUGUUCCGGUGGCUGGAGGUGUUGGAGAAGGAGUUUGACAAGGCAUUUGUGGACGUGGAUCUGUUGUUGGGAGAGAUCGAUCCGGAUCAGGCUGAUAUCACGUAUGAGGGCCGCCAGAAGAUGACCAGUCUCAGCUCGUGUUUUGCUCAGUUGUGCCAUAAAGCACAAACCAUCUUCCAGCUCAACCACAAACUGGAGGCUCAGCUGGUGGACUUACGGUCAGAGCUGACGGAUGUCCAGGCGGAGAAGGUCGUGGUGGAAAAGGAAGUUCACGAACAGCUUCUGCAACUCCAUGCCAUGCAGCUCAAACUCCAAGCCAAAGGAGGCCAGGCGGUCGAUUCUGACUCCAUCAAGGACAGGAUGGAGAAGGAAUUGGAGGCCAGUAAGAAGGAAAAAGUCAAGGAGGUCAAGCUGGAGGCAGAGGUUAAGAUGCUAAAGAAGGAGAACGAGGCCCUCCGAAGGCACAUUGCUGUGCUGCAGGCUGAGGUUUAUGGAGCCAGGCUGGCAGCCAAGUACCUGGAUAAGGAGCUGGCUGGACGGGUACAGCAGAUCCAGUUGCUUGGGCGAGACAUGAAAGGACCAGCUCAUGAUAAACUGUGGAACCAGCUUGAAGCAGAGAUUCACCUGCAUCGCCACAAAACAGUGAUCCGAGCCUGCAGGGGGCGCAACGAUCCCAAGAAACCCUUGCCAUCACCUGUAGGCCAUGACACAGAUUCUCUGAAAAAGACUCAAGGAGUGGGCCCUAUACGCAAAGUGGUUCUGACCAAAGAAGAUCAUGAAGGACUUGGCAUCUCCAUUACUGGCGGUAAAGAGCACGGCGUUCCCAUCCUCAUCUCCGAAAUCCACCCUACCCAGCCUGCAGAGCGCUGCGGAGGACUGCAUGUGGGAGAUGCCAUAUUAGCCGUCAACAACAUCAACCUGAGAGAUGCGAAGCACAAAGAGGCCGUCACCAUCCUCUCACAGCAGAGGGGAGAAAUUGAGUUUGAGGUGGUUUAUGUGGCUCCAGAAGUGGACUCAGAUGAUGAGAAUGUGGAGUAUGAAGACGACAGCGGGCACCGCUACCGUCUGUACCUGGACGAGCUGGAAGAGGCAUCAGCAGCCAAUCACAACAAUGGCACUGCUGACCCCGCCUCCCUACAAGCUGUAGGGAAGCACUUAGUGAACAACAGAACAGAGAACGGAGACGUGGGCUUGUCCAGCGAAUGCCCUUCAGACGACAAAACCUCCAAAACAGCAGAGUCUGCAGAGAGCUCAUCCUAGACACUGAAAAACCCCCAGAAGAAAACGGCAGACAUCAGUAAGAGAUGAAGACUGAACAUGUAUAAUAUGUAACAUAUAGGAGAUUCUUGGUUUUAUUGCAUAUGGAGAACAGUCUGCUUUUACGUCCACUGGAGAUUGAGGAACCACUGAGAAACACUGAGAGAAGAGGACAUGAUGGCACUCGGUGGAUUAUUAUUAUUUUUUGCUAAUAUUUGUCAUCAUUUUGGGUUAUAUAAAGGGACACAAAAUGACCAUCUGCGUUGGAGAGCGAGUAAAUCGAGUUUAUGGUAUAACAAUGUUGGAUCCUUCUGUGUAUCUUCCAUAGAUGAGCUCAAACUUUCACACUGUACUGAAGUAGAUGGAUAUAGAAUCGAGUUACUGUUUGCUCAGAAUGUGUGUGUGUGUGUGUGUGUGUGUGUGUGUGUGUGUGUUUGUGUGUGAACAUAUGUUUCUAACCUCUUGAUCGUGAGUCGAUCCUGCUUGUUUGUCUUCUGAUCUAAAGCGAAGGCAAACAGGAUGAUUUUACUUCCUGUUUUGCACACCGGGUGGUCAGUAGGUGACGGGGACAGAAACGAGUGUGUUGUAUUAAACGUGCACAUCCACAUGUGCUUUCAUUGG